Molecule: messenger RNA, 1079 nt
Organism: Bursaphelenchus xylophilus (pine wood nematode)
Lineage: Eukaryota; Metazoa; Nematoda; Chromadorea; Rhabditida; Aphelenchoididae
Source: the annotation of a GenBank genome assembly
AUGGAUAACAAACAGGCAAUCUUGUCCUUGGGAUUUGGAUUGAUCAGCACAGUAUCGACGUAGGUUUGGCUUGGGUAUGUUUAAUAUUUCUAGAACAACUUUAACACAACCGUUUGAUCGGGUAAAAACCUUAAAACAACAGCUUGAACAUGACGCGGAUCGAAGUGCUUUGUCGUUGGCGAGAAAAGUGGUCAAAGAACGCGGAAUAUUAGAAUUGUGGAAAGGGACGGUUCCUGUUAGUUGCAUUCGCGAAAUUAUAUUCUUUUCUAAUUUUAGUCUGUGAUGCGAGCAGCUCCAGGAGCCGCCUUGUAUUUAUCUAUCGUUGAUUGUCUUCGCACACGGCUAAAAGUUCAUGAUAACGAUGGGAGAGGACUGUUUUUGACUGGCUUUACAACUAGAUUGGGGAUUGCUUUUUUAAUGCAGCCAUUUACAAUGAUCAAGGCUAGGCUGGAAGUAAGAAAAUGGUGGUUUUGACUUACUUCUCGCAAUUUAUUCUUGUGAGAACUUAUAAUUCAGGUUUAGAGCAGCGUUUACCACGAGAAGUCCAUGUUUGAUGCCAGCAGGAGAGUGUACAAAGAUCUGGGAAUGCUUGGUAAGGGAUCUUUAUUGAAAGUUACUAUCUAUUACUUUUUUGUUUAGGUUUAUGGAGAGGUUUGAUGCCCACAUUACUGCGCGAUGCCCCUUAUUCCGGGCUUUACCUCGUCUUUUAUCGACGUCAGCUCCGUUUGAUUGAGGAAUGGAAUAACUCUCCAGAGAUCCCAACCUUGUCGAGGUUUAGUUGUGCUGUAAUCAGUGGAUUCAUCGCUUGUUUAAUCACCCAGCCAUUCGAUGUUGUCAAAACUGUAGUUCAAUUGUAUCCCAAAAGAACGGCCUCCGUCUAUAAGGCUACACUGAUUUUGUACAAGGAACAUGGAUGGACCUUUUUCUUCCGCGGAUAUCUUCUUCGUGCGUCCAGGAGAACAUUGGCAGCAGCUUUGAACUGGACGAUAUUCGAUGAAAUGGUGUGUUAUAUCAAGAAGAAAUACCCCCACGAAGUCUGAGAUCUGUAUUGUUGCACUAACAUUGCCAUUUUACAGUAA